Messenger RNA from Phanerochaete carnosa HHB-10118-sp, 1849 nucleotides. RefSeq lists its product as uncharacterized. The coding region runs from base 249 to 1616 and encodes 455 amino acids. Gene Ontology annotation, biological process: oxalate metabolic process. NCBI's taxonomy places the organism in Eukaryota, Fungi, Basidiomycota, Agaricomycetes, Polyporales, Phanerochaetaceae. The record is from RefSeq and is a predicted model, not a curated record. The transcript is spliced from 13 exons.
CCGUUUUCAAGAUGUGUCCAUGCGUCCUCAGCCAGCUGCGCAGCUCAGAAGUCUAAACACUUCCGUCUCCUCCCGCCCCUGCAGCUCUAGCGCAUGCAACGCUCGGUGGCGAGGUCUCCCGAAAUGCGUUUCUGCCGGCAGAAUGGCGAAACUCCAAGUAUCUAGGAGGUAUAAAACGACGGGACCCAGUUCCACAGUCAACAUCGGUCAACAGACACGUUCAUCGACUCCAAACCCGAGACACCCAGAUGGCUUUCACACAGCUCACCAAGGCCGUCCUAUGCGCGGUGGCUCUGGCCUCGUGCUCGCUUGGUGCACCCGCCGGCAGCUCCGCCCUUGCGUCCGCCCCCACCUCCUCGUCGACGCCGUCGGCAUCCGUAACCGCGCCCGCCGCAACUGAGACGGUACCGUACGCGUCUGACAACGCCAACACGAUCAUGUGGGGCCCUGGCUGGAACGGCCAGCCAGAGGCCAUUCGAGGGUCGCUCGGCGCUAGCGUCAUAGGGCCCCAGAACGUCCCUUUAGACUUGCAGAACCCUGACAUGCUCGCUCCGCCCACUACCGAUGCCGGCACUGUCGGAAAUGCAAAAUGGCCCUUCAGCCUAAGUCAUAACAGGCUUCAGACUGGCGGCUGGGCUCGUCAACAGAACUUGGAUGUCUUGCCCAUAGCGACUAACAUGGCUGGCGUCAACAUGCGCCUUGAAGUUGGAGCUAUUCGAGAACUGCAUUGGCACAAGACUGGCGAGUGGGCGUACAUGCUCCAGGGAUCUGUUCAAGUGACUGCCGUCAAUCAAAACGGACAAAAUUUCGUCAGCACAAUUAACCAAGGCGACCUCUGGUACUUCCCCGCUGGAAUUCCCCAUUCAAUCCAGGCAACCAAUGCCAAUUCCAACGGCGCUGAGUUCCUUCUGGUGUUUGAUGAUGGUACCUUCAGCGAGGAUGAUACGUUCCUUCUGACCGACUGGCUAGCACACGUGCCCAAGGAUGUCCUUGCCAAGAAUUUCCAAACCAGCAUGUCUACCUUUGACACGAUCCCGGGACAAGAGCUGUAUAUCUUCCCAGGGUCUCCCCCUGGUUCUGACUCCGACGCUCCGACGAGCCCUCAGGGCACGGUGCCAAACCCUUUUACCUUCAAAAUGUCGGAGAUGAACGCGACUCAGCUGCAAGGCGGUUCAGUGAAGAUCGUGGACUCGACCAAUUUCCCUGCCUCUGUGACUAUUGCUGCUGCUGAGGUGACGGUCGAGCCAGGCGCAAUGCGUGAACUUCACUGGCAUCCCACUCAAGACGAGUGGAGCUUCUUCAUCGAGGGAAAUGCUCGUGUUUCGCUAUUUGCUGCUCAAAGUUCCGCGCGGACCUUCGAUUUUCAAGGCGGCGAUGUUGGCUACGUUCCUGCAUCCUAUGGUCAUUAUGUCGAGAAUACUGGCAACACCACUUUGCGUUAUCUCGAGGUCUUCAAAACUAGCGUUUUCCAGGACGUUAGUCUCUCUCAGUGGCUGGCGCUUACGCCAGCGGCUAUGGUCAAGGCCACACUGAACCUCGAUGACGAGGCGUUGACCCUUUUCAGCAAGACGAAGCCAGUUGUCGUUGGUCCAUCCAAUAACACCUCUAGCUCCUGAGAAUUUACCGGAUAGCUGUGCGGAUACACGAACGGCCUCUGCUUGCAUGGCCUGGUAGUCUUCUUCUCUAGUACGAGAGCGUGGGAAAAUGUUCAUCGACUCAAGCUAUACCACGUCCUUCUAUUUGUGUAGCUAUCUCUUUGGUGUGUUGUAUAAUAUCAUUGCUCUAGCUGAAUAGCGAUACCAGUGCUUGUUAUCUUUGGUCUUUUUGGCGCCACAAAGUAGCCGGGAAU